Phyllopteryx taeniolatus (common seadragon) is the source of this 3605-nucleotide messenger RNA. RefSeq names its product galactosamine (N-acetyl)-6-sulfatase (gene galns). The record is from RefSeq and is a predicted model, not a curated record. The coding region runs from base 40 to 1605 and encodes 521 amino acids. Gene Ontology annotation, molecular function: arylsulfatase activity; N-acetylgalactosamine-6-sulfatase activity. Lineage: Eukaryota; Metazoa; Chordata; Actinopteri; Syngnathiformes; Syngnathidae. The transcript is spliced from 14 exons.
UCCUGAAAGUUGGUGCUGGUCGGCAUUGCGGUGUUUGUGAUGUCUGGUCCAACUUUAACUUUCUUCUGUAUCAUAAUAUGCGCUUCCUGGACAGAAAAGCAAGCAGUUGCGUCUCCACCAAAUGUUAUCAUUAUGCUUAUGGAUGACAUGGGUUGGGGAGAUUUAGGGGUUUUGGGCCAGCCCUCCAGAGAGACCCCUAAUCUGGAUGCUAUGGCUGCACAGGGCAUGCUUCUCCCAAACUUCUACACUGCCAACCCUUUAUGUUCACCAUCCAGAGCUGCACUUCUCACCGGGAGGCUACCUGUCCGAAAUGGUUUCUACACCACUAAUGGUCAUGCCAGAAACGCAUACACACCACAGGAGAUUGUAGGAGGAAUCUCCCAGGAUGAGAUCCUGUUACCUCAGAUGCUGAAAAAGAAAGGCUACGUCAGCAAGAUAGUUGGGAAAUGGCAUCUGGGCCACAGAGCGCAGUACCUGCCCCUGAAGAACGGCUUCGAUGAAUGGUUUGGUGCACCCAACUGCCAUUUCGGGCCCUACAACAACAGCGGGCGACCCAACAUCCCUGUCUACAACAACUCGGAGAUGGUCGGCAGAUACUAUGAGGAGUUUAAGAUUGACAGAAAGAUGGGAGAGUCCAAUCUCACACAGAUUUACUUGGAGGAAGGUCUUGACUUCAUAUAUCGACAGAGUGUGGCCCAACAGCCCUUCUUCCUGUACUGGGCCGCUGACGCCACUCAUGCCCCUGUCUAUGCUUCCAGACGCUUCCUCGGGAAGAGCCAGCGAGGCCGGUAUGGUGAUGCGGUGAUGGAGCUGGACUACAGCGUUGGUCAGAUCCUGUCACAGCUGAGAACUCUUGGUAUUGAAAAUAGCACCUUUGUUUUCUUCACGUCAGACAAUGGAGCCGCUCUUACGUCUGGCGCAAAUGAGAGUGGCAGUAAUGGGCCAUUUCUCUGUGGGAAGGAGACCACUUACGAAGGGGGGAUGAGGGAGCCUGCCAUUGCCUGGUGGCCCGGACAUAUCACAGCAGGCACGGUGAAUUUCCAGCUGUCCAGUAUAAUGGACCUGUACACCACUAGUUUAUCACUGGCAGGCAUCAGCCCAGUUGAUGAUCGAGCCCUGGAUGGACUGGACCUGACACCAGUUUUCCUGAACAGCUCACACACACUGCAAAACAGGCCAAUCUUCUAUUACCGUGGAAAUGAACUGAUGGCUGUCAGGCUUGGGCAAUACAAGGCCCACUACUGGACCUGGACCAACUCGUGGGAGGAGUUCAAAAAGGGUGUAAACUUUUGUCCAGGUCAGGAGAUCCCAGGUGUGACCACACAUGAGCAAAAGGAGCACACACUGCAACCUCUCAUUUUCCACCUGGGUCGGGAUCCCGGGGAGAAGUUCCCCAUCAGUGUUUCAACAAAGGAGUACCAGGAUGUACUCAGCCGCAUCUCGCCAGCUGUGGAGCACCAUAAGAAGACACUUGUUUCAGGCAUCCCCCAGCUCAACAUGUGUGACGUUGCAGUGAUGAACUGGGCCCCAGCCGGCUGUGAGAAGUUAGGAAAGUGUCUCAAUGUGCCCAUGUCAUCUCCAUGGAAGUGCGAGUGGCCACACUGAAGAAGCAGGAAGCCAAACUCGAGCAUGUGCCUUACUGAAGAUCAGAAUACAACUUUUUUUAUCUGCUAUCUUUAAAUUACCAUGUUGUAUUUGCUAAAAUGUGAAUGUCAAAUUUAGUACUGAAUAAGUAUCACGGUGGUAUACCAUGAGAUUUGCCACCUUAUCAAAUUAUUCUUAUUUAAUUUUUUUGCAGUUUCCCCACUUUAAGAUUAUCAGAAAAAUUUAAAUAUCUGACAAAAAUAACCCAAGUCCACAUAAAAUGCAAUUUUUAAAUGGUGAUUUUAUUUAUGACGGGGGAAAAAAACUAUUCCAAUUUACUGUGUGAUAAUCCCUGUGUGAAGAAGUAAUUGCCCAAAUUGUUAAAUCGUGAAUUAACUUUGGCUAAUCACAUUUUUGGGAAAGCUGAGUUCAUUUUCACUGACCACAUCCAAUCCUGAUUAACUCCAGACCUGUUCAAUGAGGAAAUCACUUACAUACAAUGAAAUCGGAAAAAAGAUUUUUAAAAACUGCAACAAAAUGUCACGAUCCAAAGAAAUUCAAGAACAGAUGAGAAAUAAAGUAAGUAAACAUCUGUCAGUGUGGAAAGGGUUACACAGCCAUUUCUAAAUCUUUAGGGAACCACGGUGAGAGCCAUUAUACUCAAAUGGAGAAAACAUGGAACAGUGGAGAACCUUCCCAGGAAUGACUGGCCCUGCAAAAAAUAACCCAAGAGCACAGUGACGACUCAUCCAGGAGGUCACAAAAUAACCCAGGACAACGUCUAAAGAACUGCAGGCCUCCCUUGCCUCAGUGAAGGUCAGUGUUCAUGACAAAACAAUAAGGAAGAGACUGGGCAAAAAUGGCAUCCAUGGCAGCGUUCCAAGGUGAAAACCACUGCUGACCAGUCGUCCCUCAUGCCGCUAAAGGCUCAUCUAACACCCCCCCAAAAAAAAAACAUCUAAAAAAUUUGGGAGAAUAUUCUAUGGACUGACGAGAUGAAAGUUGAACUUUUUGGAAGGUGUGUGUCUCGAUCCAUCUGGUCUAAAUGUAACACAGCAUUUCAGAAAAUGAAUAUCAUACUAACAGUCAAACAUGGUGGUUUAGAUCAUCAGUUUGUGACCUCAAACUUGUGUUCUGCAGUAGGACAGUGAUCCAAAACACAUCAGCAAGUCAACUUGUGAAUGGCUGAAAGGAAAAAAAAUAUAUAUGAAGGUUUUGGAGUGGCCUAGUCAAAGUCCGGUCUUGAAUCUGAUUGAAAUGCUAUGGCAUGACCUUAAAAAGGAAGUUUAUGUUCUAAAAACCUCCACAGUUGCUGAAUUAAAAGAAUUCUACAAGGAAGAGUGGGACAAAAUACCUCCAAAGAGGUGUAGAACACUCAUUGCCAGUUAUAGAAAACACUUGAUUAUAGUUAUUGCUGCUGAGGGUGGCCCAACCAGUUAUUAGGGAAAUUACUUUUUCACACAGGGCCAGGUAGCUUCUAAUAGUUUUUUAAAAAAUAUUUAUGAAUAAAUAAACUCGCCAUUUAAAAACUGUAUUUUAUGUUUACCUUGGUUAUCUUUGUAUGGUCUUUACAUAUGCGUUAUGAUCUUAAACAUUAAAGUGGGAAAUCUUUGCAAAACAAAAAUAAAGAACUUGAGAAGGGGGCAGAUACUUUUUCAUGUCACUGUAUUCAUUGAUCAACUUUCAGGGAUUAUUAUCCUAAACAGAUAAGCAUAGUUUCUGAGAUUAUAAUGACAUAACUCUAUUUGUUAAUGCUUUUUCAACACAUCUUUUGCAUUUAUGAACAAUCUUAAAUUACAGAUUUUUAAACCAUCACCGCAAGAUUGUUACCAAGCUUCCUUACUGCUAGUCUCUGAUCAUUUGUGCAAUGGUCUGCUGGAUUUUUCCAUUUUUGAAAUACUUUUUAGUAAUGUUGAAAAUGCUGCCAAUUAUCUUGAAUAAAAUCUGUCCCGAAUGUUAUUAGCUGUACAAUUCUCCUUUGUAAAUGUAAUUAUUUCAAUUAAAUGUAUGUUUUAAAUACA